AUGCCGGACAGUCACGGAGAGGUACGGACACCAGAGGAUGCGGCUUUGGUGCGAGUGCUGGGAAAUUUGAUGAGCUCCCAUCCGCAAUCGCGAGAAGAUGCAGGGAGGAAAGAUUCUCAGUCGACUAUUGAUUCCCUGGAGGAAGCCGUCCUACGGGAUACUGCCCAUGUCAACGGCGAAGCCGACAACGUGAUGUUGAUCCAACGAUACCCGGCUCUCCGGAAGAAAGGUGGUCAUGGGCGCCCAAAAAAAAGUUACGAUGGCCUUUGCCCCGCUGGCCCUGAGGCCCCUCGCAUCGUCAACAUGGCUCUUCCAGAGUUGACCUUUGUGCGUCCCCCUUUUUGGCUCCUCGUGGAUGCCCCCUUGCCAACCAAAGCUCUGGUGGCCAAGCGUUCGCUGGGCGUGAUCGUCCAGGUGGGCAACGAUGGUGGGAUGAUCGAAUGCCCAGAGCUGGAAGCGGCCUUUGGCUCGGCGGUCUUAGUUGGUAGGAAUCAACUUGGGCCCUACACCGUAGGGCAGGAGGUCUCUUUCGCGGUCACCAUCAACGAAGACAACAAACCGCAGGCCUUUGAUCUUCAAGUCAUACCUGGGCUAGGCCUGGGCACUUGCUAUGGCUAUGGUGAAGCUGAGAAGAGGGAAUUGGUCAGUGCAGCUGCCACCAGUUUAGCUGCCGGUGUCCUUCCUUUACCUCUGCUGCCUUUGCCCGGGCUGCUCCCCGGUUUGCCCGGCCUGCCUGGAGCCCUUCCGGGCGCCACAUUGCCCCCGGGCCUCCCAGCGGGGCUCCCAGCAACGCUGCCGGGUGCCCUGCCGGGCGCCACGCUGCCAGGGCUCCCCGCGGCUUUGAGCGCCGCGCUGCCUGCGGGGCUUCCGCUGCCGAUGCCCGGGCUGCUGCCGGGGCUCGCGGCCGGGACGCUGCCUCCCGAGCUGCCUCCGCAACCGGCACCGGUGGUGAAGACGCCACCGGCACCGGUGCAAACGCCCACACAGUCGCCCAAUGGAGAUCAGAUCCUGGGGACGUUCCUGGGUGUUGUCAGGACGGUGGAUGAGGACAAGGGCUUUGGUUUUAUCACCAGCGAUCAGCUGAGGGGGCAAGGAAUCAAUGAAGACUGCUACGUGCACAAGCACUACCUGGGAAGAGAAUUCAACGUAGGGUCGGAGGUGUCUUUCACGGCCUUCCUAGAUGCACGUAACGGCAGGCCCCGCGCCAAAGAUCUCAAAGACGCCAAGGGCAAGGUGGGACCACAGUCGACCAUGAUGCCACCAGCUGCUCCCACCCUGCCAGGCGCCGGCCUGGGGCUGCCGGGGCUUGGGCUGCCCCUACCGGGCCUCGGCGCCGGGUUAACGGCUCCGGCGCCGGGAAUGCCUUGCGCCGGUGGAGAGAAGGAGGAUAGCAUCGGCACCUACAAAGGCACCGUGAAAAGUGGAGGCCUCAGAUGGGUUUUUAGUGAAAGACCAUAA
Molecule: messenger RNA, 1458 nt
Organism: Cladocopium goreaui
Lineage: Eukaryota; Dinophyceae; Suessiales; Symbiodiniaceae
Source: the annotation of a GenBank genome assembly